AUGGGCAGGCACUUCAAGACGUACUCGCAUUCCCUCAUCGACGUCCAACUUGCCAAUGGCCAUUCUCGCUCCUCCUCGUCCUCCACCGCAACGACGACAAGCACUGUGAAUUCCGCCAACUACCUGCCCGUCACCACUUCGCUGCUCUCUAGCACCACCCCGUUGCGAUUGGCUCCGAGGGACGAGCCCACUAGAGUCCAGCUGCAGAAACAGCGGCUAAGGGAGCAACACGCAAAGGUUCCCGUUAGUGCUGCCAUUCCGGGUUUCAAGGCUUCGGCUGCCUUUUUCGGCUCUCUACGAACAAACCUACGUCUCCACGCCUCUCCACCACCGAGUCCACUGUCAACUCCCAAUUCCAUGCAAGGAUCGACCAGCUCUCUCCCUCCACCAUCGCCUCUCUCACAACCCGCGCUUUCCGCCAUGGACAAUGUCGAUGUUCCAGUCGCAGACGAUCCUCUGGCAGGAGUGCCGGAGCUGACCUCAUAUCUCACGACCGACGAGGAGGAACGGGUAGAAGCAUUGAAGCUGGUUGCAGACAGCGUUGCCCAACAGCGACAGCUCGCAAACAAAGCUCUACUCUACAGUCCAUUGAACCUUGCAAUACUAGUCGGCAUUCUGGCGCAAAUGGCGCGGUACAUGAGUGAUAAGCAGAUUGAUCACUUUGUCAUUGCAAGCUCCUGCUUGGGUUUGAUCAUGACUUUCAUGGCCGGGACGCGGUUUGCGACCAAGGAUUAUCUGUAUGCUGCCGAAGAGAUCAACUGGGAGUGGGUUGGUGAUUCGGAUUUCUUGAUAACCAAGUUCGGAGACGAGGUCAUCGGGACCGCGGUGAUUGAGUGGGUAUCCGGGGAAAGCAGACAGAAGAGGAAGAAGGCAUGGAGAGGAUUCAUCAAGGCCUGGACGGUGAGACAAAAGUACAGAAACAAGGGCGUGGGGAGUGCAUUGCUGGAAGAUGCGAUCAAGGAAGCGAAGAAGAAGGGGGCCGAAGGACUGGAGUUUGACGAUUUGCACGCAAAUUCCAAACGAGUGCUUCCGACCUUCUACAACAGCGGUUUCGACAAGAAAGAUCGCAAAGCACGAGAGUUACUGGAGGAACUCAGGCAGUCUAGCCCGAGUGGUAAGAGAAAGUAA
This is a messenger RNA of Ramularia collo-cygni, 1128 nucleotides long. RefSeq lists its product as uncharacterized. NCBI's taxonomy places the organism in Eukaryota, Fungi, Ascomycota, Dothideomycetes, Mycosphaerellales, Mycosphaerellaceae. Gene Ontology annotation, molecular function: acyltransferase activity, transferring groups other than amino-acyl groups. The record is from RefSeq and is a predicted model, not a curated record. The transcript is spliced from 3 exons. Bases 1 to 1128 code for a protein of 375 amino acids.